This is a messenger RNA of Podarcis muralis (Common wall lizard), 921 nucleotides long. NCBI's taxonomy places the organism in Eukaryota, Metazoa, Chordata, Lepidosauria, Squamata, Lacertidae. The record is from RefSeq and is a predicted model, not a curated record.
AUGGAUAAGGAAUCAAUGUACUGUAGAUGCCAACACUGCCCAUCCCUUCCAUUUUUCAUCUCCUGUUGCUUCCAAUAUCUUGCAGUACUCAGUGUUCGGCACGCAAUUCCGAUCAUGAUGGGAGCCAAUAUUGGUACUUCCGUCACAAACACCGUUGUGGCACUUAUGCAAGCUGGAGACAGGAACCAGUUUAGAAGAGCCUUUGCUGGAGCAACAAUCCACGAUUUCUUCAACUGGCUGUCAGUGGCUGUCCUAUUGCCUAUUGAAGUGGCCACACACUAUCUUUAUCACCUCACCAAUGUCAUUAUGAACUCAUUUCAGCUUGAAAGUGGGGAAGAUGCCCCUCAGCUGCUGAAAGUGAUCACUGAUCCACUUACAAAACUUAUAAUCCAGCUUGAUAAAUCGGUGAUAAGUGCAAUUGCUACAGGCGACGAGGAAGCAAAGAACAAAAGCCUAGUGCUAACGUGGUGCGAAACCAAGACCGAAGUGGAUCCAAUGAAUGUUACUAUCCCACCGUGGGAAAAUUGCACCUCCCCAGACCUCUGUUGGAGAGAUGGAAACUUGACCUGGACGAUACGAAAUAUAUCCACCACAGAAUAUAUUAAAAAAUGUAAUCAUAUUUUUGUAGACUCGGGUCUCUCAGAAACUGCCGUCGGCCUCAUUCUCCUUGCCUUCUCGCUGCUCUCUUUGUGCGUUUGCCUAAUACUCAUCGUUAAAUUACUGAAUUCCGUCCUGCAAGGACAAGUAGCAAAUAUUAUCAAGAAGACAUUCAACACGGAUUUUCCUUAUCCGUUUGCUUGGCUGACAGGAUACAUGGCCAUGGUAGUUGGUGCUUUCAUGACUUUUGUUGUUCAGAGCAGUUCCGUGUUCACAUCUGCUAUUACUCCACUUGUUGGUAAGUGUUGUGUGGAAGCAUUUUAA